Messenger RNA from Lachancea lanzarotensis, 9312 nucleotides. It is a transcript of the gene VPS13, whose product is annotated as LALA0S01e13828g1_1. Gene Ontology annotation, cellular component: extrinsic component of membrane. The transcript has a single exon. The record is from RefSeq and is a predicted model, not a curated record. Bases 1 to 9312 code for a protein of 3103 amino acids. Gene Ontology annotation, biological process: protein targeting to vacuole; protein retention in Golgi apparatus; mitochondrion organization. NCBI's taxonomy places the organism in Eukaryota, Fungi, Ascomycota, Saccharomycetes, Saccharomycetales, Saccharomycetaceae.
AUGCUGGAGUCGCUAGCGGCAGGGUUGCUCAAUCGGUUUUUGGGAGCAUAUGUGGAGAACUUCGAUAGCAAACAGCUCAAUGUUGGCAUCUGGAGUGGUGACGUGAAACUGAAGAACUUGCAGUUGAAGAGAGAAUCUCUAGAUGCACUGCAUCUUCCAAUUGAUGUGCAAUUUGGCUUUCUAGGCGACUUAACGCUACAAGUACCGUGGUCAAGCUUGAAAAACAAACCUGUGAAAAUUCUUAUUGAAGAUGUGUAUCUGCUGUGUGGUCCUCGUGAUCAGUCUGCCGACAAUGCAGCAGACGACGAAGAGCGCGAAUUGCGCCUCAAGUUGCAAAAAUUGGAUGAGUUUGAGGCUAUAAGCAAGGCACAACCUCACGAUGAUAACGCAACAGACGCAAACGAGACUUUCACGCAAUCUUUGGUUACCAAGAUUGUUGAUAAUCUACAGGUGUCGAUUAAAAACAUUCAUGUGAGGUACGAGGAUAUGGAAAACGUAUUUUCUGAGGUGCCCUACUCUGUGGGUGUUACACUGAGCGAGCUGUCAGUCGUUUCCACAGAUGAGAACUGGGAGCCUAGUUUCAUAUCCAUAACGAGUGCUAUUGCUCGCAAACUUCUGACCUUGAACUCGCUGGCUGUUUAUUGGAAUGCAGAUACGAAAAGUGUGUACCAUCCAGACCAUGACGAGCUCUUCAGACGCCUGCGGAAUCUGAUCUGCAACAAAAAUACCCGUCCCGAACACCAAUUCCUGCUUAAACCUGUGACUGGAGCUGGAAGGCUAGUUUUGAAUAAGUUGGGAGCUUCGGACGAAAGCCCUCAUAUCGACGUCGGCCUAAUUUUCGAUGAGUUCGGAUUUGAUAUCAAUAACUGCCAGUACGAGGAUAUCUUGAAUACAUUAUCCAAGCUGCAUUGGUAUGAGAAAACUUUGAAAUUUAGGAGGAAAAGACCUGCUUGCACGGUCAGUGAAAACCCGACAGCUUGGAUGAAAUAUGCUGCGGAGGCCGUGCUCCAGGAAGUGCAUGAAAAGAACUAUAAAUGGAGUUGGGAUUACAUCAAGUGGAGAAAGGGCAAAAAGAACGAAUACGUGGAUUUGUGGCAAGCCAAGCUUGCUGCAGAUGCUAAAUCACAGCAGCUGUCUGCAAGUGACCAAGAAAAACUCAGGGACCUGCAUAAAUGCUUGACAUUCGAGGAUAUUAAAUCUUUUAGAGUCCAGGCUCGGAGGUCUUAUGCCACCAAGAGAUUAGAGAACGAGCACAAUGCCAAAGAUUCGGGCAAGGACACCACGAACAAUUCUCCAGGAUGGUUCUCUUCUUGGUGGAGCGGUGGAUCAUCAAACAGCACCGACUCUGAUGAGUUCGCGAUGUCUACAGAACAGAGGCAAGAGCUUUAUGAUGCCAUUGAGUAUGAUGAGAAAGAAACCGGCCCAGAUAUUCUAGAUGUUCCACGAGAAAGAAUUGUGACCAAAAUAACUUGUGCACUGCAUCGAGGUUCUCUCUCUAUCAUAGACAGGAAGAAUGGUGUCAAAAUAGGUGAGGUUAUUUUCGAAAACUCACAAACUGAGUUCAGCCAACGUUCAGACUCGUUUCUUGCUUCUUUCAAAUUGCACGAACUCAAGGUUGAAGAUGGCUCUCCAGAUACCUUAUACAAGCAUAUUGUCAGUGUCAAAAAUUUACAAUUGGAUGAAAAUGGCCAAUCGCCCCGUCUAGAAGAGCCGUUUUUCCAUGUUCUUGUUGAAAAUAACCCAUUGGACGAUUCUGCUGACAACAAGAUGGAUAUUAAACUCCGUAGUAUGACGGUCUUUUACCAUGUUCAUUUUAUUAACGAAAUCAUAAGACAAUUUCGUCCUCCUCAGCAACAUCUGGAUACAAUUGGGGCCAUAAUGAGCGCUGCUGAAGCAACGGUAGGAAGCUGGUCGGUUCAGAGCAGAAUGGGACUAGAAUCUAUUUUGGAAGAUCAUAAAACUGUCAACUUGAAUCUGGACUUGCAAGCUCCAUUACUCAUCCUUCCAUUAGAUCCUCAUAAAUGGGAAACGCCAUGUGCCGUUAUAGAUGCUGGCCACAUAUCUAUUACGAGUGAUCUUGUUCCAAGAGAAACAUUGAGGAAAUACAAAAACUUAAGCCCCAGUGAGUAUGAAAAGCUGGACUCGAAAGAUUUAAAGAGACUGAUGUUUGACAGGUUCAAGCUUCGUUUGACCGAUACGCAAGUCUUGGUUGGGCCUGACAUACGAUCGACGAUAUCUGAUCUUAAGGUGAGCGAACGAGAGAGCCCAUUAACUAUUUUGAAUGAUCUUGAAGUCGGGUUGGACGUGGAUAUCUCAAUAUUGCCCAAAGCUCUAAACUUACCCAAAGUCAAGGUAUAUGGUAAAUUACCUCUUCUCAAAAUCUCCCUCAACGAUUUUCAAUACAAAAUCAUCAUGCAGCUGAUUGACAAGUGCAUUCCAGAUUUGCAGGAUGCCCAGGGCGGCUGGGAAGAAGGAGAGAAUAAUCGUAAUCGCGAUGAGGGGAUUGAGCAAAGUUCUGCGGCUAAAGAGGUCUACCUUCUGAGACAAACUCUGCAAAGCAUAAGUGGAAUGUCUGCUGCGGAACUCAAACAGCGGCUCCUUCAUCUGAAGUUUGAUGUCGAGACCAUUCAGCUGUCAAUGUUCAAGUGCGUUGAUGCGAAAUCACUGAAGUCUGAUUUACUAGUCAACUUGAUAGGGAACAACUUGCGCCUCGACUUCUCCAAGAGAGUCCAGGAUAUGUUGUUAGGACUAGACCUUCAGUCUUUCAAAAUUGAAGAUUGCAUUGAUGAUAGUAUCUCAGAUGAGUUCAAAAAUCUAAUAUCCUCCUCUGAGCAAUCAACCAAAGGGUCACCUCUGUUUAAGCUGAAACUGAAACGCACACAAAGAAUUGUUACGUAUAAUGAUACUUUGAUUGAAGUUUUUGAUCAGGAUAUUGACAUCACUAUGACUGAGUUAACCGUCGUGUUAACCCCGAAAUCAAUUCUAACGCUUCUCAAUUAUACCCUCACAACAUUUACUGAUCCCAAUGCUCCAGAGAUGCCGGUGGAUGCUUUGAAGCACAAUUCUCCAGACGUAGCGGAUUCUCCUCAACAGAUCAACAUGAAUAUGAACUUAGGCAAUGUUAUCGUUCUGCUCAACGAUGAGGCCGAGAAGUUGGCCACUUUGGAAUUAAGCGCGGCCGAAGUUGAGCUUUUCAUCCUUCCCGAGAAGAUGAGACUGAAGGCAAAACUUGGCACGAUGGAGUUGACUAACGAAAUUCACGAUGAGUUGUCGCCUGCGUCCCCGCUCAGAAAAUUGAUCAGUAUGAAUGGAAAUGAGUUGGCCGAGUUAUCCUACGAGACUUUUGAUAAUCACAAUGAGGAUUUUGAAUACUCUUCGGCUGUUGGUUUCAAGACAGGCUCGAUGAAUAUCAAUAUCGUCGAUGAGGCAGUCAAUCGAAUCAUUAACUUUUUGGCUAAAUUCCAGAAAAUGAAGGUGCUCUUUGAUAGGGCGCGAGAGGCCGCCUAUGAUAGGGCCCCCAGCAUUGAUACUGUCAAUACCACAAAACUUGAUAUUAUGAUAAGGGCUCCCGUCGUUACGUUUCCUAAGCUUAUAAACCCGAAAAAAGGUCUCUACGAUAAGCUGUCCUUUUACUUAGGGGAGCUGACGAUAUUUAACUCAUUUGAGAAAAGUGAGAGUGAACUUAUCAAUCAAAUAAAGACUGGUAUAAGAUCAGGAAGUCUUGCUACCCAGUUUCAUUUGGAAGGAGGCAAAAUUCAGCAACUCAACAUUGUGGACGGCCUGAAUUUGCAUUUCGACAUUGAUCAUCAUCAGUACAGCGAAGGACUAACAUCUAAGUUGAUGGUAAAGGGAUUUUUUGAGCCUCUACUCGCGAAUGUCACAGAACUACAGCUGCAAUACUUAUACGUGCUUUCUCAAAAUUUACCUAAUGCAUUUAUUAUUGACCAGCAUGAACAGAAAUUGGAUGAGGUUCAAGAUAUUGCUUUGUUUGCGAACAAAGUCGUGCCUACGGGCAGUGGGUUGAAAACUUCGUCGCCGGCUCUCAACGAUAGCUCAUUUGAAGAGUCUGGUCCAACUCAACGUACGGACAUCUCUCUUGAGUUCUCUGCUCCUGAAGUGUCAUUAACUCUGUACAAUGGCACGAAGCACCGUGAUGACAUUAAGGAUCAGGCUCUAACUAAAAUAAGUUUCAACGAGAUUGGUCUCAGUCUCGAAACAAACGAAGAAACGGGGAUGAAGGCUGAAACCCAUAUUUCAUCCUUCACCAUAGAUGAUAUCAGGCACACGAAAUACAGUCGUUAUAAUGAGAUUAUACCGAAGGUCUCAAAUGGAAACUACCAAUUCAUGGCUUCUUUCAAGAAAGUUAAUCGUGGUUCUUCGGAGAUCGACCAUAUCAGCAUUACCGUGGACAGUCCCCGGAUAAUUCUAGCAUUGGACUUCUUGUUUUCGUUGAAAUCCUUUGUUGAUGCUUCUGUCAAUAUCAAUUCCCCCGCGAAAGUGUUUUCAACAGUCGAAGAACAACCACAAAAUGUAGAACCUCAGCCUGCUGUAUCUCGAAGCCAAUUAUACUACUCCGUUAACAUCGUUGAUAGUUCCAUCAUUCUGUUGUCCGAUCCUUCGGACCUGAACACCGAAGCUAUCGUUUUCAAUGUAGGCCAAUUGCUCCUUUCCGAGCAGAAUGUCACUUCUGCGAAUGCUAACAAUGUUGGAAUGUUUCUUUGCAAGAUGCAGUCGUUCGAUGAAAAUCGCAUACGUCUGCUGGAUGAUUUUUCUGCAUCAGCGGUAAUAGAUCGUAGAGAUUCGACCUUGGAAAAGUUUUUGACGUCAAUUCAGGUGUCUAUUGAGCCACUCACAAUGAGACUAGCUUUGAGAGAUAUAAGACUCGCGAUGUCGAUUUUCAACAGAGCGAUGGUACUUGCUAAAGAGCACGGAUUGACGAACGAGACGACUGAAGAUGAGGAGGCUGCUAAUGGCGCAUUUUCAAAAGAGUUUAGAAAGACCCUUUCGAGAUACGCUCCGAGCUUGAUAUCAUCCAUUAGUCAUUUAUCAAGUGAAAGGGUCGAGAAUAAACAACAAGUCACGAUAGUAAAAAAAGAGAAGCUCAACGCUGAUCUUCAAGGCUUACGACUCGUGUUGAUCGGAGAUGUUCACGAACUUCCUAUUAUCGACAUGAAUAUUAAGCCCUUCAACGUGACAGCAAAAGAUUGGUCUAAUGAUGUUGAGUUGAUUUCUUCCAUCGAAACCUACGCGAACAUUUUUAACUAUUCGAGGUCUAGCUGGGAGCCUCUAAUUGAAUCGGUACCAUUAUCUUUUCACCUCUCAAAAGGUAUUGAAGGCGAUGUGGCUCUUUACUUCGAUAUUAUUUCUCGUGAGCUGGCUGAAGUGACUCUGUCUUCCCGCACUAUUGCACUCUUGUCGCAAAUUCCCAAUUCCCUGUAUGAGAAGGAAGAUACCGAGGCGAGAGGGGCUACAAAACCUUACAAACUUUUCAAUGACACUGGUAUGAAAAUAGAAGUCUGGAUUCCAACUAAAGAGUCCGCAGAAUCACAGAACAGGACAAUUCUCGAAAAUGGCAUUGCCGUCCCUUGGGAAUUUGAGGACUGGAGAAAGGUUCGAGAAAACCUGGAUACCGACGACUCGAUGAACAUUUUAGCUGUCCGUAUCGUGGACCAGGAUUUCCAAACAACCUUGAAAAUAGAUGCGACUUCCGAAGGCGAAGACGUUUACACGCUGCAUCCUGCCGUAAACGGCGUACAUGCGAGACUAGCAUGUGAACUGAAGCUUUGCGAGGAUAAUGUCAAGCAAAUCACCGUCAAAUCGACCCUUGUGGUUCAAAAUGCAACAGAUGGGGAUCUGUUUUUCAAGUUAUCAGGUGAUGAGGAUAGUAUUCAUAAAGUCGCACCUGGACAGUCUCGCUCAGUGCCGGCGCAAGAUGCUUACAACGCCCGCGUUUAUCUGAAACCUGCUGGCGACUAUAGCUGGUCAAGCAGAAGUUUGUACUGGAAAGACCUCUUGUCAAAUCCAAGUUCAAUAUCGUGCGACUCAAAUCAAACCGAUGUCCCUUUCUACUAUGAAGUCGAUGCUAAAUUUGAUUCCAACGAGCCUUUGGCGAGAAUUUAUCCUCAUAUGAAUAUGGUAGUUUCGUCACCACUGGUUCUUGAAAACUUGCUUCCAUUUCCAGUGCAUUAUAAGUUGUUUUGGAAAUCAGAGGGCUUGAAUAAGUCAAGGUCGAAGAACGAAACUGGAAUGUGUUACCUUGAAAUUGGCGAGCGCGUUUUGGUACACAGUGUGACCUUGAGCGACUAUAUUUUGUUGUCAUUGCGGCCAGAAGACGGAGGCGUAGGCAUGUCUGAACAAGCUCUAAUAAACACAAAGCCCGAAUCAGAGUUGGAGCCCGAAAAAUUGAUUGCUUUGCGGUAUGAAAAUGGACAAAAUCUGAACUUGAAGCUUCAUUAUCAAAGGAUCGAAGGUUCGCGUGCUAAAGUUAUUAGCAUUUAUUCGCCUUACAUCAUUUACAAUGGGACAGACCGGGAUCUUCAGAUAGAAGGAGAUGGUCAUAACACAGCCUUCUCCAAAGUAUCGUUGAAAGCAGAGGACUCAACUCGCUAUACAAAGCCAACUAUGUUUUCAUUUGAAAGUGACCGCUCUAAUAAAAAUCGGGCCCGAAUCAAAUUUAAAGACUCUCACUGGAGUCUUCAGACUUCAUUUGAUGCAAUCGGUCGGUCAGUGGAUCUAGCCAUGGAAAUUCCUAACCGAAACCAAGAGAGCAACAUUGGUGUGACUAUCUCAGAGGGCAGCGGGAAAUUUGCACUCAGUAAAAUUGUUAAAUUACUACCUCGCUAUAUUAUCCGGAACAGUCUUGAUUUCGAUUUAGAAGUGAGCGAAUAUGGAUCGAGUUCCGUCAUGAAAGCGCAUUCAAACGUUUCUGUCCCGCUCUACAAAAUGAGGAACGUUGUUGAUAAGCAUAUGUGCAUAAAGUUUCUCGGAUCUCAGUCACAAUGGUCUUCACCUUUUAUGAUCAAAGACAUCGGAUCAAGCUACGUGAAAGUUUUGAAGAAUGGAUCUGGUCAUCAACUGCUGAAGCUUGACAUUGUUUUAGAAGAUUCCACCAUCUUUAUCAACAUAGCUGACGCUAAAGGCCAAUGGCCUUAUUCGAUUCGAAACUUCAGUGACCACGAGUUUAUAUUUUAUCAGCGUGAUCCGCACGCGUUCGAUAAUGAUGAAGACUAUGACUUGUACGAUGAUCUGGGAGACAUGAAAUAUGAACCACUUUAUUACAGAGUUCCGCCGAGAAGUGCAAUGCCUUAUGCUUGGGAUUACCCAGCUGCCCGACAGAAGAAGCUGAUCUUGACAUCUCGGCAACGCAAGCGCGAAAUACAACUGGCAGAAAUAGGCAACUUGCGACCCAUGAGGUUGUCUGCUCGAAGUUCUGCAGAGUCUACUGAUAUUGUGGAUUUGAACGUCGUAGCAGAUGGUCCAACUCAAGCACUAGUUAUUACCAACUAUAAUCCUGAGUUGAGUCUUUAUAAGCUCAAGUCAGGGCAAACCACCACAACAUCAUUGUCCUCGGACAAAGGUGACCGCUUCGAGGCAAAAGAGGAAGACAAGAACGUUUCCACCAAAAUCAUCGUAUCGUUAGAUGGUCUCGGUAUAUCACUCAUUAACGCACGCUUACACGAGCUGUGUUAUAUCACGCUAAGUGGUUUAGAAUUGAGAUUCAAUGAGUCAGACCUGUAUCAAACGUUAAGCUUCAAGCUCAAGUGGAUGCAAAUUGACAAUCAGCUAUUUGGUGGAAUUUUCCCUAAUAUCCUUUACCCCACAGCGAUCCAGAAAAACUUCAAAGAGCUCAGCAACCAUCCUGUUUUAUCUGGCUCUGUCUCAAAGGUGAAAGAUGACACGCAUGGAGUUCUUUAUUUGAAACACGCUACUCUCUUGUUACAGGAGCUCACAAUUCAGCUCGACGAAGAUUUCCUUUUUGCUCUUAUUGAUUUUGCAAAGUUUCCUGGUGCGUCUUGGAUCGUUGAAAUCAAAGACGAGUUAGAUACAGAAUAUUCCAUGCUUCCGUAUCCUAGUGAGCUGCAAAGAAACAAAGAUAUUUAUUUCGAGGUGUUCCAUUUGCAGCCUACUAUGCUUCAUUUGUCUUUCGUUCGUACUGAGCGCCUGAACGCUGAUACAGAAAAGGUUCCAUCUCAAAAUACGCUGAUGUUUUUUGCAAAUGUAUUGACAAUGGCACUAGGAAAUGUCAAUGAUGCACCUAUAAAACUGAACUCGCUGUUUUUGGAUAAUGUAAAAGUUCCUUUGCCUAUGCUCUUUAGUGCCAUUCAAACCCAUUACAGCCAGCAGUUCUUUUACCAAAUUCACAAAAUCUUGGGAUCAGCGGACUUUUUGGGAAAUCCUGUCGGUCUUUUCAACAACAUAAGCUCAGGUGUUUGGGAUAUAUUUUAUGAGCCCUACCAGGGUUACAUGCUAAACGAUAGACCUCAAGAACUUGGCAUCAGUAUUGCUAAGGGUGGUUUGAGCUUUGUCAAAAAGUCUGUGUUUGGACUAUCCGAUAGUUUCGCUCGGUUUACAGGUUCCGUAGCCAAAGGAUUAUCAGUCGCCACACAAGAUAGCGAGUUUCAAGAACGCCGCAGACUCGAGCAAAGAAAGGCAAAAAAUAGCAAAAGCAUGAAUGGAAUUGGCUCCGGUGCAACAUCGUUUGUCAACGGGAUCAGUAGCGGGCUACGUGGAAUCGCCUUCGAUCCAUAUAAAGGUGCCUCGAGAGAAGGAAUGCCAGGCUUUUUCAAGGGUCUAGGCAAAGGUUUCAUAGGCCUUCCAACCAAGACUGCAAUCGGAGUGCUUGACUUGGCGAGCAAUGUUAGUGAAGGAAUUCGAAACACCACCACGGUCAUGGAUGCAUCGCUGACGAAUCGUGUCCGCCUUCCUCGGUAUGUGGGUUUUGACAAAACCAUCAAACCAUUUAAUCUGCGUGAGUCUCAGGGACAAUUCUGGCUCAAAAAUUCCAACGGUGGUGAAUGCAUUACUGACAAAUAUCUUGCGCACGUCGUACUACCGGGCAAGCAACUAGCGGUUAUUGUAUCUCUUUCGCAUGUGAUCGAGGUUCGGUUGUCGAACUUGGAAAUAAUGUGGAAAGUUCGUUACAAGGAUGUUAGGGCCAUGACUUUGGAGAGGGCGGGAUUGGUCAUUACGCUAAAAAACGCAUCCACUGAAUUGUUUGUGCCCAUCACUGAUGCCGAGGAAAAGAGGUUCUUGUACAAGCACAUCUCUAUCGCAGUCAAUGAGUAUAACAAGUAUUGUCAGGCAGAACUUUGA